AUGAGGUUGCAAGAACUUCAAGAUGCUAUAAACAAACUUCCAUUGAGACAUCCAAUUGACGUCAAAUUGUAUUGGAGAGCAUCUGAGUUAGGUCAGAAGGUUUUAUAUGAAACAGGUUGCUUCGACGAUGUUUAUGAGAUAACAGGAGAAGUUUCUCAGAAGAUAAGAGACUCACUUGAAUUUCCACAAACUGGACCAAUUGGUUGCGACAAGUUCGACUCAGAUGAAAAGAUAUACUAUGUCGACCUUAACGCUGCAUACAUGAGGUUUGUCCAAUAUAUUCCGACUGGAAUUCCAAACGAAGAUGGUGAGUUCCCGGGAAGGAACUAUACAGUUGGAAAAGUCAUACAACAACUGUAUGAUAUUAGGAAAGCUUCAAACCCCAAACUUGCAAUGACACUCAAAUUGCUUAUGAAUUCGACAUGGGGAUAUUCCAUUAAGAAACCUCAAGAGAUGAAGAGUAAACAUUAUGAGAAGGUCGACAACUUUGUUGAAAGGUUUUCUCCUUUUGUUUUGAAGUACGAAUUCACUCAAGGUCAAAGUGGCUUAGUAACCACAUUAAAACCUAUUGUCGAACAUUGGUCUUACCCUCAGUUCGCAAAGGCAGUCCUUGACAACUACAACAAAUUCUUCUCCGAAGUCAAAUCGAAAGUUGUGGUUUACUAUGAGAACAUUGACGCACUCAUGACGAACGAAGAAGGAUACAACAAACUCAUUGAAAUGGGAAUGGUUGGUGAAAAGAUGGGCUGUUUUAAGCUAGAUAAGGUAUUUUCCGAAGUUCAUGUAAUAUCGAAAAGGAAAUAUUGGGGUAUACUUGAAGACGGCACAGAAAUAAAACAUUGCAUGAAGUAA
Molecule: messenger RNA, 852 nt
Organism: Trichomonas vaginalis G3
Lineage: Eukaryota; Parabasalia; Trichomonadida; Trichomonadidae
Product: DNA/RNA polymerases family
Exons: 1
Coding region: 1-852 (283 amino acids)
Source: RefSeq, a predicted model, not a curated record